AAGGCGGUAGGGACGAUAGGGACGAUAGGGAGUGUAAACGUUGAGGUCUGUCGGGCUCCUCGAGGUCUGUCGGGCUUGGUGUUCUUUAAACCAUUCAUUAAUAAACCGGAAAAAUGCCGCCCGUGGAAGCACCAGUCAACGAAGAGAAGAAAAAUGUGGUGGGUUUUAUAUAUCCCCCACCGGAAGUGAGAAAUAUCGUUGACAAGACUGCUAAUUUUGUGGCACGUAAUGGACCAGAGUUUGAGGCUCGGAUUCGUCAGCAUGAGCAGAAUAAUCCCAAGUUUAACUUCCUUAAUCCUGGAGACCCGUACCAUGCGUACUACCAACACAAGGUCAAUGAUUGCCGCUCGGGUAGAACAGGAGAAAAAGAGUCUUCUGUGCCAUCAAUUGGACGAUUGCCCCAGCAGUCUGUAUCACAAGCACAGCAGCAGAAGCAACAAGAAUUGCUGCGCUCUGCUGUUUUGGAAGCAACUGCUCCCAAAGAACCUCCACCGGACUAUGAAUUCAUUGCCGACCCGCCAUCCAUCUCUUCAUUUGAUCUGGAUGUGGUACGAUUGACUGCCCAGUUUGUGGCCCGUAAUGGUCGACAGUUCUUAACAACUUUAAUGAACCGCGAACAGCGGAAUAACCAAUUUGACUUUCUGCGUCCUCAGCACUCCCUAUUCCAGUACUUUACCCGACUGCUGGAACAGUACACCAAGGUUCUCAUCCCACCCAAGGACCUUAUGAAGCGACUCACAGAAGAAGCCCAGAGUGCACAGGCCGUCGUGAAACAGGUGAGCCAACGUGUUGAGUGGGAACGUCACCAGGCCGCUGUUCGUAAACGUGAAGAAGAAGAUGCUGAACGCGAGCGGCUGGAAUAUGCUGCUAUUGAUUGGCACGACUUUACUGUAGUUGAAACCAUUGAUUACCAACCUUGGGAAGUUGGCUCAUUUCCUCCACCUACCACAGCAGCAGAGGUGGGUAGGCGUGUACUCUUACAGGAGCGCAUAGAGGAAGGUGUUGCUCCCGACACAGACAUGGUAUUGGGUAGUGACGACGAAGAAGAGCCAGAGGAAGAUCAGGGCGCUCCAGGCGACCGAGAUGAUACUCAGGUUCAAGAUAUGGAGGAAGAAAGUAGUGAGGAGGAAGACUCUGACGAUGACUCACCAGCUCCACCACAACCGCAUCAACCACAAACACAGCAGCAACAUGAGAUAAAAUUACCACAACCUCCCCUUCCUCGAGAACCACCUCAGCCAGCACCUGCACCACCAGUAGCAGGACAAGUGGUAGUUAAGGAUUAUAACCCUCGUCAGCAGCCUCGCGUACCAUCAGGUACAACAGGUGCCUCUGACCAGUACCUUGUGUCGCCCAUUACUGGAGAGCGCAUUGCACCUGACAAAGUAGGUCAGCAUUUGCGUAUCAAUAUGUUGGAUCCACGUUGGCUUGAAGAUCGUGACCGCCAGUUAGCCGAGCGAUCCAAUCAGGAUACUGUAUUUGCAACGGGGGAUUCUAUCCGUUCGUCACUGAAACAACUAGCAGAAAGACGUACCGAUAUUUUUGGUGCAGGAGAUGAGGAGACAAUUAUUGGUAAGAAGAUUGGAGAGGAGGAAAAACGCGAAGAGAAAGUUACAUGGGAUGGACACACAGGCUCCAUGGAGGCAGCUACACGUGCUGCUCGGGCCAAUAUUUCUAUUAAUGAACAGAUUCAUCAGAUUCAUAAAGUCAAAGGUCUACUCCCUGAUCAAGAAAAGGAAAAAAUUGGUCCACAGCCAAAACUACCAUCCUCCUCGGCUCCUCCCUCGAAUAUAAGUCAUUCCCGCCCUGCUCCACCACCACCCAAACCACAGCAACCUCCUGCAAAACCACAGCCACCACCUCCACCUCCUAAAUCUAUUCCACAACCAGCUCCAGCCCCACCUCCACCAAAACCUUCCGUAGUUAAUCCUUCUCAGAGUAUGAUGACUGUCAAUAUAGGUGGGCCUUUACCACCACCAAUGGCUCCCAUGGUUCCCCCGGGUGGUGGCGUAAUGGUGGUGCCUCGUCCGCCAGUCAUGAUGGCUCCUCGACCCGGUGGUUUUAUGCCUGGACCUCCUACUGCUCCUGUAGCUGGCUUUAUGACAUCACAGCCUCAACCAGCACCACCUACUGGAUCACAGCCUAGUGUUGGAGGUCCACCAAUGGGAGGCAUGGGAGGUGGACCUGAUAAGGAUGAUGAUGAAGGCCCUGCAGCCAAAAGAGCCCGAACAGAGGAGACUCUGGUGCUGGAAGUAGAAUGGGCCCGUCGUUUCAAUGGUCCUGUCAAGUUUCAGGUGGCAGUGCCAGUUGUGGCCGAUAAGCCAGAGUGGCGGUUAGCUGGACAAACUCUGACUUUGACUCUUCCUUUGACUGACCCGGUCUCUGUGGUCAAGGCUAAAGUACACGACGAAACAGGUUUACCUCCUGGUAAGCAAAAAUUGGCCCGAGAUGGUCUUUUCUUCAAAGAUUCUCAAUCACUUGCUUAUUACAAUGUUGGCCAUGGUACCACACUACAACUUCAGCUCAAGGAGCGUGGUGGUCGUAAGAAAUAAAGUAACACAAAUUUUUCAUGGCUUGGGAUUUUAUGUAUACAGUACGUAUAUAUAUAUAUAUAUAUAUCCCCCAAUAUUUUAUGGCAUCACCUGUAAUAUAUUCAUGAAAUAUAGUUUAAUAGGGUGGACACUCGUAUAAAAUUCCAUUGAAAUUCAAUUGUCCCAAGGGAUUAAAUUUGAAGUAAAUAAUAAUCUUUGAAAAUUUACAUUUGAAUUUUAUCAUGCAGUUGAAUUUGCCAGAUGUUGAACUUUAUUAAUAGCCUCCAUAAAAAAAGCUGUGUAUGAGGACAAAUUACCCAACAUAUUUCUUUAAAAUAUGAUAGUUUAAUUUUUUACUCCUUAACCAUCAUAUAUAAGUUCCAAAGCUUUGUUGGUAUAUCGCAUGGAUUAAUUUAAGUUGACAAUACAAUAUCUUAAUUUUCAAAAUAAGAAUUAAGUGUCAAUUGAAACAUCCCGAGUAUACAUUUAUGCAAUUAAAGAAUUUUUUCCUUUACUUAUCUUUUCUCUUUUAGUCUUAGAUUUUCAGUUGCACAAGACAUGGUUGGUUGUUGGUCCCAUUACAAUACAUAAAUCAGGUAGCAGGCAGAAUUCAUAUGAACACAGACCAUAAUCAAAUAGCUGUGAAUGCUUGUUAGGUUAUGUGAUGUAUGUAUACAGAUAAAACAUGAGGGACAUAACAUUAAAAGAGUUUGUUUGGUUAAGUUGAAUACAUAAUCCCAGUAACAUAUUAUACACCAACAUCUUUAUUUUGUGCACUUUCCUACCAUGAUUUUGGAGUCAGGUUAGUCUUAAUUUUCCUGGAUCCUUUCCUUUCUUCUCUAGCUCCCAUACCAGUGCUGUUGUUUCUGGUUUCACACUUGUAUGCCUUUACCAUCAGUGCAGGAAUGCUCCCAAGCUCAGUUCUUCCUUCACUAACCUACACUGUGUACAAUUCUAUCAUACUAAUCUAAUCGCCACACUCGGUCAUAACACCCGAUUUAUUUAUUUUUUUCGUGCAAGGAGACAUAACUCCCGGGUAGUAAAUUCACUCUCAUCCAGAUUUAAGGAGGAAAUAGUAUAGCCUACAGAGCACACAAAAUAUGUUAUUGCUCAUUACAAAGUAGAUUUAUGCGCUUUAUCUCCUCUCUCUUCCUGUUGGGGGUUAAAGAGUUUCAUUUAUAUUUGUGCGUGUUGUUUUAUUGUGAUUAACUUAGUUUCUGCUUCAUUUAUCUCUUUAUAAUAUCACAGUACAGUACAGGUAUUCAAAAUUUAAGUACAGAAGCCUAGGAGUAUUUCACAAAAUUAUUAUAUUGCCACUACCUAAAUUAUUACCUUUUCCUAAAUAUUGCAGAAACAACUUUUUUAAUUAACAAUCAUGGACACACUCUUCCCCAGCUACUGUAUAGUCAUGGCCUCACUCCACCAUUACUCACCCAGUCAGUUAAGAAGAGAAAGUUAAAAUUUUAGGUACAUUUCAUCUUAAGUUGUGGCUCACUGAAACGGUAAAUGAAACCAUGAUAUACAACAUCAGUCUAUAGGCUGACAUGGUAUGUGCAGGUAAUGUGACGGGAGAAUCGACAAAAUGAUGAUGAGUACGAGAAACCCAUAAAAAUAUCAGUUAUAUUUGGUUUCCAGGAAACACACAAAACCUUUGUUUUGUUUUUGUAGGUGUGCUAACUUGGGUAGACUUAUGGCCUCAGGAACAGGGUCAGUCGUAAGCCAAAUUGGUAAUACAGUACUGAAUGAAGGGGACAUAUUUUGAGGACAUUUUCCAUAGAAGAUAAAUCCUUUCUUACCUCAUGGAAUGUCCAAAAAAAGGGAAGGAAUAAGUUUUUAUAAUAUUUUUAAAAAAUUUAAUCCCAAACACAUGCACGACCACAAGGUACAUUCACCCACAAAAGUCCAGUCGCCUCUCCUCCUGAACCACGAUCCCCAAGUUUCAGACUCUUGAAUCCCGAGCAUUUAUGGACAGAAUAAUGCAUCAAUGUCUUAUGUUUCGGGUACACGAGUCUGAAUCUCGGGGCUCAUAGAGCAACAACAGAGGCGACAGGACUUGUGUGGGUGACUGUACUACGCAGUAACUCAAAAGUUUACAUCCUGGAUGAAUUCCGGACCAUUUUUUGGACCUUUUCAUGAGGUAAGAAUGUGUUUAUCUUCUGUAGUAGUUACUGCUUAAUGUGUGCAACAUUACUACUUAUACUGAAUUUUGGGGGUUUCGUACACUUCUCUUUAUUUGUCCAGUGUACCAGAACCCUGUACCUUUUUUUUUGCCUGUGUUUGGUAAGGAAAUAAACUUUUUAAGCAUUG
This is a messenger RNA of Homarus americanus (American lobster), 4838 nucleotides long. It is a transcript of the gene Sf3a1, whose product is annotated as splicing factor 3A subunit 1-like. The transcript has 5 exons. Gene Ontology annotation, cellular component: catalytic step 2 spliceosome; U2-type prespliceosome; U2 snRNP. The record is from RefSeq and is a predicted model, not a curated record. Gene Ontology annotation, biological process: mRNA cis splicing, via spliceosome; regulation of alternative mRNA splicing, via spliceosome. The coding region runs from base 114 to 2552 and encodes 812 amino acids. Gene Ontology annotation, molecular function: RNA binding; protein binding. NCBI's taxonomy places the organism in Eukaryota, Metazoa, Arthropoda, Malacostraca, Decapoda, Nephropidae.